UGUUAUCUAUUCGCCAUGACAGUCAUUUGACUGAUGUAAACGAAAACAUGCAAGAAGAAACGACAAACGAUCCCGAUGAAAGUCUUCCCUCAUCGUCAGAGAAUAUCUGUGCUGGAUGUUUGAACAUCAUCGAUGAGGAAGAGUUCAUCUCGGCUCUUGGACAGGAGUGGCAUUUGGAAUGUUUCAGGUGCUCGGCUUGCGAUGCUGCACUGUCGAAUUGGUAUUUCGAAAAAGAGGGGCUGCUGUUUUGCAAGGAUGACUAUUGGGCCAGGUAUGGCGAGGCUUGUCAGCAGUGCAGUCAGAUCAUCACGGGGCCUGUUAUGGUGGCGGGUGAGCACAAAUUCCAUCCGGAAUGUUUCUGCUGCGGUUCCUGUAGCGCUUUCAUCGGGGAUGGUGAUUCAUACGCCCUCGUGGAACGUUCAAAGUUAUAUUGCGGUCAGUGUUACAAGAGGCAGAUGCAGCCGCUGCAAAAGACCGCUCGAUUCCCGUUUGCCAGGAAGCCGCAUUCUAUCAGAUUGGUAGAAAUCCCCGGAGGCCAAAAAGGCAUAAAGCUGACAAUGGACCCCAUAAACGGGGGAAACAGCCAGUGUUUUACGAUAUCCGAGUUGAUAUGGAGGAUCCGCGGAAAACUGCUUCGGGUGGCUUUUGCAUUUCUAACAUCCGCUUUUAAUAUUUGCUGCUAUUUCAUGCCUCCAUAUAGGCUGGACGUUAACAACGACCUCAUGUCGUUGCAUAUCGGCGACAAGAUUUUAGAAAUCAACGGGAUGCCCGUCCGGGACACCCCUUUGGAGAACGUGGAAAAUCUCCUUCGAUAUUCCGACACAGUCCUCCAGCUGACAAUCGAACACGACCCCGACACGAUAUCAAGAAACCUGGCCAACUUCACGGCCUCCACACAUACCAACGUCCCCCUAACUACGACUUCCAGCGAUACCAACAUCCCGAGCUCCAGGAACGUCCCCGCGGACACAAAGUCCUUCGGAUCCACCGACUCGGUGCACAACGACUACCACUCCAAUACGUUAACGGUGCCGCAGACACCCGUACAGCAGUCGAUAGACAACGGCGCGCUCAGGCAGGCCGCCAAGACCACGCAGGGCAGGGGAGAGAACAAAGAAAGGCUGUUCAAGAGGAAGGACGAGGGUUAUAUGGCGGGGACGAGAUCGAGGCAGUUGCGGCGCAAGAAUCACCCGUCGGAGAACAGGCAGAGUCUGGACAAGGAAAGGAGCUCGUCCAUGAGCCGUUUGUUAGACGACACACCCACGGCGAAGCGUUGCGUGGAACUGUCCCGGGCUUAUUCGUUUCUGGAGCCCAGGCCGCAGCAGAGGGUGUUCAGGGCCUCGGACCUGGUCAAGGGCGAGCUCUUGGGCCAGGGAUUCUUCGGUCAGGUGUUUAAGGUGACGACGCGCGACACCGCCGAGGUCAUGGUGUUGAAGGAGCUGUACCGCGUGGAUGAGGAGGCGCAGAAGAACUUUUUGAAAGAGGUGGCGGUACUGAGGAGUCUCCACCACAACAACGUGUUGCGGUUCAUCGGGGUCCUCUACAAGGAAAGGCGGCUGCAUCUGGUGACGGAGUACAUAUCCGGGGGGACUCUGACGGAACUGUUGCACGACUCGGCGCAACCGCUACCCUGGGAGCAGAGAGUGUCGUUCGCUAAGGACAUUGCCGCCGGGAUGGCGUACCUCCAUUCCAUGAACAUCAUCCAUAGAGACCUGAAUUCACAUAAUUGCCUCGUUCGAGACGACAAGACCGUCAUAGUCGCCGAUUUUGGGCUAGCCAGAAUAGUGUCGCACACGACCAACAGCGCGAGGAGGGUUUCUCCAAAAAAUACGGCGGGCGGUAAGCGCCAGGAACGUAAGAAGCGCUACACGGUGGUGGGGAACCCGUACUGGAUGGCCCCCGAGAUGAUGAAGGGAAAUAAAUACGACGAGAAAGUCGAUAUAUUUAGUUUCGGGAUCGUUUUGUGCGAGAUUAUAGGCAGGGUUCAAGCCGACCCGGACUUUUUGCCUCGUUCCAACGACUUUGGCCUGAACCAGAUGACGUUCAAGGAAAAAUUCUGUACAUCGUGCCCGGAGCCCUUCUACCAGAUCGCUUUCCUUUGUACGGAUCUCAACCCGGACAAAAGGCCCCCUUUCGAGGUUAUGGAGGUGUGGUUGGAGUCGCUCUCGAUGCACCUCUCCGUUGGAAUGCCCCUUCCGCCCGAUCUUCUCUUCGAUAUCCACCACUACCGCGGCCUCAGCCCCAGUUCCUCCGGCAGUACGACACCCGAGGGGAUACCGUCCGGACACAGGAGUCCGGCUUUAGAGCCCAUACGUGAGGGCAAGAUGGCGACGAUGACGAAAAGCACCGAGAAGAUAUCCAAGAACGGCGACAAGUCACAGAAAAGCUGCGAGAACCUCAAGCCCAUCAUAAAAGUGUCCUCGGCGGAGAAUCUGUUGAACAAUAAACGGGACAACGUGCUUAAGCCCAUCAUAAAGGUGUCCAGCAGCGACGCGCUGACCGAAAAGGUCUCAAACGACGAGUCGUGCACCAAGAGCUGCGAAAAUGUCAGCGACGGGAGGUACGACCGGCUCGUUACGGAGAAAAUCAACGAGAGCAUACUCAGAAACGACUCUCGGGAUUUCCCCAACUACGAGAACAUCGAUUUCUUGAAGAACGACGCCGCGUUCGCCGGCGACGCGGAGAAGCCCAUCUGCAUCCAGAAACUGGGGGAUGCCGACCUGAAGAAGGACACGGAGAGAGGGUACUGCAGUCUGAGCAACGUCUUGCCAAGGAAAUACCCCGUGCACCACGACAAUAACCUGAAGGACAACAAGUUCAACGUCCACCUGAGAAAAGUGCCAAAAAACUUCACCCGGAACCGAUUCGCCAAGGAGAUCAAGGAGAACGCUUUGCGGGACGACGAGGGCAGUUCCGUCAGGGAUAAAAUCAAGUUUCUCGCCAAGAGCAGGACGUUCGACGUCAACCCCCUGUCCGGAGCCGGGAAGAUGUCGAACCUCAACUUGGACUGUAUCGGAUUGAGGUCCACGACGUUACCGUCGCAGGUCACCGAGAAGUACGUAAAUAAAACCAAGAACGUCAACGUGAACAACGCCAAACCUCAGAACGUGCCAAUAUUGUACCAGAGAUCGUUGAGUAAUUUGGAGAGAUGCGACUCGGUGCCGGACGUGGUAUCGUCGACCCUACCCGGCAAACCUUCCUGUAGUUUCGAGAGGACGAACGACGGCACGAGAGCGCCGUUUAGUAUCAGCAGACAGAUUUUCAACCGCAGCGACUCGAGUCCGGAGGAGGGCAAACGCCAAAGCAACAACCGUUGCAGUCUAAUGAGACGGAAGUACACGGAGAACAGUCCCGUAAUGCGAAGAACGCCCGUUCUGCAGAGACGGGCCUCCGAGGAAUGCAGAAACGUGACGGAAAAUGAAACGUGCAGAGAUCCUCCCUCAAGCCCGGAAAGUAAAGACAAUCGAAUCGCUUCGGGUCUCAGGCUCGGUAGGGACAAUCCGAGGCUGUGCGACACGAAGCGGAUCGAAUCGGAUCCCAAGACGAAACCGAAGACCAUCGUGGAAUCGGAACGGUCUUCCAUACUGACGAAAUUGACUCCCAUCUUGCAGCGCAGGUCGGGGUUCCUGAGGUUGGACCAGGCGGGCGCGGCGAGUCCCGCCUCGAGCAAGAAGCCGUCCUCCCCGCCCGGCAUCGUCAGGAACAUGGUGGACAGCCUGAACAGGAAGGGCGGGCUGAGCUUCAGCAGCCGGGGGAAUUACGGCAGGAGCUCCCUGAAGGCGAUGGGCAGCCCCAGGGUGGAUUUGAAGAAGGUGGGACGCAGCUGCAGCCCGACGGAGGAAUACACGGCUUUGUAAAUAUCCAGUUUGGACGCGGAUUUAUUGAACUCUUUGGGAGAAGGUAAUUGCAGAGUUCUGCGGAGAAUCUAAGAGGGCUCGAUGGCAAAUAGCCCUCCGGCAAUGUAUUCUUGUAGAUUUUAUUAGACACUUUUGUCUAGAUAUGAAUCAAU
This is a messenger RNA of Anoplophora glabripennis (Asian longhorned beetle), 4009 nucleotides long. It is a transcript of the gene LIMK1, whose product is annotated as LIM domain kinase 1. Bases 48 to 3857 code for a protein of 1269 amino acids. Gene Ontology annotation, cellular component: nucleus; cytoplasm. Gene Ontology annotation, molecular function: protein binding; ATP binding; protein serine/threonine kinase activity. The transcript is spliced from 13 exons. The record is from RefSeq and is a predicted model, not a curated record. Lineage: Eukaryota; Metazoa; Arthropoda; Insecta; Coleoptera; Cerambycidae. Gene Ontology annotation, biological process: protein phosphorylation; actin cytoskeleton organization.